AAGCGCGCGUUUUACUCAAAUUGGCAAGUGUUGGCAAGAGGCAUUUUUGCAGUGAGUUGGCAGCACUGAUUGUGCAUUUCAGAAAUUCCUAUUGUUAUUAUCAUUGUUGUGAGAGAUGAGCAUAAACUGGAUCAAAAUAACGGAGCGUGCACGGGAGGGCAUCAAAAUCAUUAAUGCUCUGCCCUACGAUACCUUCACCACGGUGCUGCUCUACGUCCACCGCCAGAUGAGUCCGGCGAGCGCUGCCGCAGCUGCUGGUGCGUCCUCAGCGGCUUCGGCUGCCGGCGGCGCUGCUAGCGCCGCCAGCGUCGCGGGCAAUGCGACGGCAGGCGGCACGGUGGGAACGAGCGUGACGACCACGGAACGAACGGGCAGCAGCAUCGAGACGAGCCACACGAGCAGCGAGCCGGAGUAUACGCUGGAGGAGCUGGAACGUUUGGUGGGCGUGCCGCGUGCCGAUUUCUUGCUGCUGAUCAAAACAUUCUCGUACAUCUUGCGUCGCAUCUCGACGUUCAUUAUCAAGCCCAGCCACCUGCAGCGCGAGCUGCGCGACAAGCUGCAGCUGCAGGACGAGGCGAAAAUCGAUGCCAUAUUGCGGCUGUGGGUGCGUCAGACGACGCCGAUGCUGAACAAUUUGGCCAGCGAGCGCUACGAGUCGAAUGUGAUAGAGGAUAUGGCAUGGAAGCUGAACGUGGAGAUUGCCUCGCACUGUCAGCAGCGCGAGAAGACGGCGCUGGCCGUGCUGCAGCUGAAGACGGGCGCCGGCGAGGACAUCAACUUUGAGAUGACGCAGCCGGAGCUGCAGCAGCUGUUCAAUCAAUUCGAGCACAUCCAAUCGGAGCUGGACGCAACGCUAGCCAACAUGAAGGGCAACGAGGGCGCGCACUAAUCGAACUGCAAUUUUUCUAAUCAAAUUCAUCAGUUCUUAUGCCUUAAUAUUAGCGCUAAUUGCUUGUAAGUUGUAUGUACGUGUAUAUAUUUAAUUGUAAACAAAUUUCUGUUAGCUCUAAUGUAGUUUAAUUCCAAAAAACAAAAAAAACAAUGUAAAAUUCAAACAGCUUUGAAAUUAAAAAACCAAAAAAAGUGCUCGAUAACGCUUGCGUAUCGAUAAGUUGUAUGCGCCGCAUCGAUAACUGUCGCGCAGUGUUGGACAUCAAUAAAAUCCGUUGCAAAUUAA
Molecule: messenger RNA, 1177 nt
Organism: Drosophila montana
Lineage: Eukaryota; Metazoa; Arthropoda; Insecta; Diptera; Drosophilidae
Gene: Vlet
Product: Valette
Exons: 2
Coding region: 116-889 (257 amino acids)
Source: RefSeq, a predicted model, not a curated record